Messenger RNA from Pungitius pungitius (ninespine stickleback), 2085 nucleotides. RefSeq names its product nucleolar protein 9. Lineage: Eukaryota; Metazoa; Chordata; Actinopteri; Perciformes; Gasterosteidae. Gene Ontology annotation, biological process: ribosomal small subunit export from nucleus; endonucleolytic cleavage in 5'-ETS of tricistronic rRNA transcript (SSU-rRNA, 5.8S rRNA, LSU-rRNA); endonucleolytic cleavage to generate mature 5'-end of SSU-rRNA from (SSU-rRNA, 5.8S rRNA, LSU-rRNA). The coding region runs from base 167 to 2020 and encodes 617 amino acids. Gene Ontology annotation, molecular function: RNA binding. The record is from RefSeq and is a predicted model, not a curated record. The transcript has 12 exons. Gene Ontology annotation, cellular component: nucleolus; 90S preribosome; preribosome, small subunit precursor.
CUCUAACCGUAGUCGUCCACCCCCUUUAAACAAGUCGAAGAAGAAAAAGAGUCGCGACUCUACGUCAUCAAUACGCGCCUUUGCUCGCAGUCUCUGGCAGGUCCAGACAUCCCACACCAUCCUCUGACAAGAUCCGGUCCACUUUGCCUUCCACUACGUCCAUGCCAUGUUGGCCAAAACGGAGGAAAGGAAGCGACAGAAAGGCGAAGGAAAGAAGAGGAGACACCCUGGUGACGAUGGAGAAGGAGGAGACAGGAAGAAGAGGGCAGGGGAAGAAGGCGAAGGCUCUCAGGGAGACGGGGCCAGGAAGCGCCUGGACGCCCUGAGUGUGGGCUAUUUCCGCCGAGUCGGGGAGAGACUCGGCGAAGGCUUUGACGAAAAGGAGGAGAGAGAGAUGUUCGUAGCGAAUGUCCUCACAGAGGUUAAAGGCAAAGCAGUGGUUGUGGCAAAGGACCAGACGGGAAGUAUCACCCUGCAGCGGCUGCUCCCGCUGUGCAGCCCUGAGCAGGUGGCGGAGGUGCUGGCUGAGCUUGGCGAUCCAGCGGGGUCCGAAUUGAAGAAUGUUUCAUGCGAUAAAUGCGGCGGCCACGUGGUGGAGAGUGCCAUCAGACAGAUAUCCAGGUGGAGUGAAUCGUCACAAAAGGAGACGCCCGGGACAACGGAAGACGACGACGAAAAGGACGGUUGUGAUGCAUUGGAGGCCCAGGUGUUGUCUUUAAGUCGGGUGGUGAGAGACAACAUUGCAGAGUUCAUCAAACAUGUCCAUGGCUCACACGUGGUCCGCACACUUUUACAUGUGUUGGCUGGCUGCAUCGGACCCCCUCGCACUGAGUCUCGUCCAGGUCCUAAGGUACACAACAUUGUUCCUCAGCUGACAGACUUUGAGGUUCCCACGUCAUUCUGGUACGAGCUGAAAAGCCUGACCGAGGCUUUGAUGGAUAACGUUAAUUUAAGUGUGGUGGAUUCUGUGGCCAGUGCCGUGUUCCAGACCAUGUUGACCGUGUGUCACAGAAAGCGGCCUAAACUCUGCAAGCAGCUCCUCAGGCGCACCACGGAGUACCUGACGAGUCGCAGCGCCGCCCCGGGAGUGAGUCCCCUUCUGGUCUUUCUCAAAGACCCGGCCUCCAGUCGCCUCGUUGAGACGAUCAUACAGCUAUCCGACAAGUCGCUUCUCCGGGACCUCUACAAGAACCACCUCAAGGGUCAGAUGGUGGACUUAGCUCUCCAUUCCAUCGCCAACUUCCCCAUACAGAGGCUAACGGCGGCCUCGGCCAAACACAAAAUGUUCCUGACGUUGUUUGAUGAGCUGAUCCAAGGUAUUGAAUCCAUCUUGGCCGCAGGUCACAUGGGUGUGAUUGUCCAACUGGCCGAGAGCUGUGCAGAAAGCGGAGAGAAACAGACAGACCUGAUGCAGUGCCUCCUCCGUGCGUUCCACUGUGCUGAGCCCGGCUCGCGACAUGUCAGCUGCCUCCCUCUCUUCAUGUCCCUGCUCACCUUCGAGGUGUACUACCACUCUGACACAGCGGAGGGGGACACACAGACGGAGGUGCCGCUGUCCUCCAUCUGUUACCACGGCUCCCGGCUGGUCCAGGCACUCGCCAAGUUCAAGGAGCGCUCGCUCCUCCUCAGCAGCCUGCGCACUCUGACCCCUGCUGACCUUCUGACGCUGGCUUCGGACCCGUCGGGCAGCCAUGUUCUGCAGGCACUAAUCACCACGUCGAGUGACAAAGGGAGGGGGAAGAUCCUCAAGAGACUGGAGGGCCAGUAUGCUGCCAUGGCCUGCUCCAGGUUGGGGAGUCGUGUGUUGGAAGCCAUAUGGAACAGUGCUUCAGUCAGUCACAGGCAAGGCAUCGCACAGGAACUAGUGCUGAGUGAAAGCCAGCUGAGGUCACAUCAGUUUGCUCGCCAUGUGUGGUCCAAAUUUGCCCUCUCCCACUUCACCCACCGAAGAGCCCACUGGCAGGAAAUACAAGCCGGCGAGUCCAAAAAGCGGAAGCUCUUUAGUGACAUUCUUGCGUAAUCUUUUAUGAUAUUUUAUAUUAUUUUGCUAUGUAAUCGGAUAAAAAUAAAAACGGCAUGGAUUUG